Messenger RNA from Pararge aegeria (speckled wood butterfly), 1779 nucleotides. Its product is annotated as piggyBac transposable element-derived protein 3-like. The record is from RefSeq and is a predicted model, not a curated record. The transcript has 3 exons. The coding region runs from base 1 to 1779 and encodes 592 amino acids. Lineage: Eukaryota; Metazoa; Arthropoda; Insecta; Lepidoptera; Nymphalidae.
AUGCCGGCGUAUUUUGUUGAGCGGAGUGGUCAGAGGACGGAACUAACGGGUGAGUUGUUGCUUCAGCUCAUUGGAGAUGGCAAUGACUCCGAAAUAGAAGAAGUGGAAGAUGACGAAGGUGAUCAAGAAGAAUCGGUUUUGCAGUUGGUGUCUGCUGAGGAACCUGAAUCACCUCCCCGUCCAGGUCCAUCAUCUGCUACUGCAACAAAAGCUCGUCAAAAGCCGACAAAAAGCCGAGACACUCGCCGAAGAAUCUGGAAGCAGAUGCCAUUCAACCAGAAGGAACACAGCUAUCCGGAGCGGUCGUCAGCAGCGGUAAGGUCUCCUUUGGCCUACUUUGAAGAUUAUUUUGAUGAUAAAUUUUUUGAGCAUGCCGCUGUUUGUACCAACAAUUAUUACAUGCGUAAAACGGGAAAAGUUUUGAACACCACAGCGGCAGAGUUAAAAAAAUUUGUUGGAAUUCAUUUCAUCAUGGGAUGUAUUCCAUACCCACGCAUUCACAUGUACUGGCGGAUCGAAAUGCGAUUAGCUUUAGUUGCUGACAAGAUUUCUAGAGAUCGUUUCAAGAUUCUUCGUAUGGCAUUCCAUGUUGUCGAUAGUGAUGAUGCUCCGGCAGGAAACCAGAAUUCACUGUGGAAAGUCCAACCUGUACUUACUCAAGUCAAAAAUGCUUGCGACAAAUUAGAACGUCAACCAGGCUUUUAUUCCAUCGACGAGCAAAUGAUUCCAUUCUCUGGGACAUGUCCACGUGGUUUGAGACAAGUAAUAAAAACAAAGCCGCGUCCACAAGGGCUAAAAGCUUUCGUCGCUACUACUUACGAUGGUUUGAUGAUCGACUUCGAAGUUUAUCAAGGCGCAAAAACAAACUUUGGAGACAAAUCUCUAGGCGUUGGAGCUUCUGUCAUUCUUCAUCUCUCUAAGUCAAUCCCACGCGGUAGUUGUCUAUAUUUUGACCGGUUUUUUUCAUCUAUACCUUUACUUGAGAGAUUGAAUGAAUUGGGACUACAUGGGACCGGGACAAUAAUGAUGAAUAGAGUUCCUGAGAGGAAGAACAUGGACUUCAAGCUAGAUCGCAAAAUGAAACGUGGCGAAUCUCAACAAUUUGUUAGCAAUGAUGUUGUUGUUGUUAAAUGGAUGGAUAACAAAUCCGUCCUUGUAGCAUCCAAUUGUACAUCUGGAGAUGAUUCUUGUCUCAUUAAGCGAUGGGAUAAAAAUCUCUCAGCAUUUACAGACGUAAGCUGUCCAAAAGUAAUCGCAAAUUACAAUAAGAACAUGGGAGGUGUAGAUAUACUCGAUCAAUCCAUAGAAUACUACCGGACCUUCAUAAAAACGAAAAAAUGGACUCUAAAAGUCAUCCUCCAUUUUUUUGACUUGGCCAUUUCGAAUGCUUGGCGUUUGUAUGUGUUAAAUUCGAUCACAACUAGAGUACCCAAAAGUAAAAUAAUGGACUUGUUGGAGUUUCGAAUGCAAGUGUCAGAUGGCCUUGUCAACGCACCAGAACGUAAAAGAAGAUCUGAUACUGAUGAACAAGAUGAGAACCAGGCUCCUAAUACGUCUAAGUUCCGUCGACCGAAUCCACCUUCUGUAGCCAAAAGGUAUGAUGGAUAUGAUCAUCUUCCAUCAUUUGAUCAAAUAGAUAGCCCAAGAGCAUGCAGGAUGGAAGGUUGCAAAAGAAUCAGGCCUGAAAGGGAUAAAGAUAAAUCAUUAAUCGCAGCUGUUAGAAAAGGCGACAAACGAAUCCCUCUGACAGUUUUAUCGGUUUUGUUUGAGAAUGCAUAA